Toxoplasma gondii ME49 is the source of this 2100-nucleotide messenger RNA. RefSeq lists its product as hypothetical. Bases 213 to 2048 code for a protein of 611 amino acids. The record is from RefSeq and is a predicted model, not a curated record. The transcript has 7 exons. NCBI's taxonomy places the organism in Eukaryota, Apicomplexa, Conoidasida, Eucoccidiorida, Sarcocystidae.
CCUUGUGUUUUCGCCGCCAUCCACACACAAACAUCCUUUCUCCCGAUCUGCUCUUUCCAGGGAAUUCGACUUUUCCCGCCUCUCUCGAGACCGCGCUGCCGUUUUCUUCUGAGUCGAAGCCGCGCUCGCGCCUUUUUUCGCUCUCGCGCUCGGGUCUCUGAUCCGUUGGACGGCGAGCUUUCUUUGGAAAUCUGCUCUUCUUUUUGCACACAAUGAAGCCGUCUUCUCUCUCCAGCUUCGCUCAGCGAGUGAGGAAAAGCGGAACACGACAUGCUGGCCGCUGCUUCUCUCGGGGUCUGGUCGCUGUCUGUGGCUUCUCUCAACAGAAAACCGGCACAGAUCUUCUCCCCAGCCUCUCUCUCUCACGUUCGGCCGCGACUUCUUCAGAGACGUCCAGUCCUCUUCUCUCCUCGACAGAUACGCACCUGGGCGACGCUUCUCAUCUCUUGCCACCGUCCAGUGCAGUUUCUUCCUUCUCUGCUCUGUCAUCUGCUGUUGCUCUCUCUCAGACACCCUUCUCACGCGUCUCUCAGCCGCCUUUGCUCCCUCGCUGGGGUCUCCUGACCGCCUUCUCCUCUUCCUCCCUUCGCUACUCUUCUCUCCUCUCUUCUUCUUCUCCUUCUCCCUCCUCUCCGUCUCCUUCUCCUUCUCCCUCCUCUCAGUCUCCGUCUCCUGCUUCUUCUUCUUCUCCCUCCUCUUCUUCUCCUGCUUCUUCUUCUCCGUCUCCGUCUCCUUCUUCUUUUCCGCACUAUUCGCGUAGGCACUUCAAGCGUCAGUCUCCGCGUCAGCUGCACCAGUUGGCGUCGAACCUCGCGGCUCGAGGCUGCACCGACGUCGUUCUCUGGAGUUCGAUGAUUCAGCGCGCAAUCGAGGUCAACCGGUCGCCGGAGUCUGGUGCGGCCGACGUGAGUGUCGCGCCGUUUCGCUUCUUCGAGGCUCUCGGCUUCUUGGGCGCUGUCUCUUCGCUGGGUCUCACCGACCGCGAGCUCUUCCUCUCCUUCGUACCUUGCUUCCUUCGCUCGCUGUCGGCCUUGGAGCCGCGACAUCUCGUUCAACUCUUGACCGUCUAUGAAGCCGCGGGCGUGAGGCCCCGCGGCCUCUACGUCGCCGUCUUCAAUCGAGUUCUCAAGCUUGCUCCAUCCUUCUACUCUCACGAGUUCGCGGACUUCCUCUGCUGCCUUGCGCGCCUGAAAAUCGCGAAUCCCUCCUUCCUCUCAGCUUUCUCGCAGACACUCGUCUCACGACUUCCCGAAAUCGCCUUCCCCGAUGCAUGCAGAUGCGUCGGCGCACUCCGCAGUCUCGGCGUCGCCCAACAGUCUCUCUUCGACCUCUUCGACGAAAGACAAAAGAAGGAACUCGAACUCCUCCCCACACAACUCCUUCUCGAGGACUUCCAGAAGGUUCUCAGCCUCGAGUUCAGCUGGCAGGCGUACGAAAACAUGAUUCAAGAAGAAUUCAUCAAGCGAACGGAAGCGAUGAUCGACGACAAAGACGUGGACGAACUCGCGGAUCCUUUUGCGUGUCUGAAUUUUAUGAAGACGAGGAACCUUGUCUCUGAUAAAUUUCUACUCGCCCUCAGCAAGUGGUGUAGAGCCGCCGUCAACCGUCCUGCAACUCGAUCGUACAAACGUCCCUUGGCGCAUCAACUGGUCGAGCUUCACGAUCUCAUGAGAGAAAGGAAUCUGGAGCAGAACAAAGCUCUUGAGCAGGCCGUUCUUCGAUUUGUUGCUGAUGACGGAGGCUGCAAGCGCCGGCCGCGAGAGGUGAAGCCUCUGCUGUAUCAGCGGAACCGACGCUACAUUUCCUGUCCUGACUUGAUCCCCGACGGCAUCGAGCCUGCGCGUCCCUGCGCCGAGGCACUCCCGGACGUCUUCAUGGAGCGCCAGGCGUCUCUCGUCCGCGCAUGCACACCUGAGGACCUCGCGCGACAAGAACUCCCCUUCGCAGUCCAAGCUGAGACCGCCUACCGGCGCCUCCAGAGAAACAAAAGAUUUCUGCGCUUCGUCCAGGAAGAGCAAAGUGAAGAGACCCAGCUAGGCGCGGUCUAACGAAACGCUUCAAAGGGGUUCUUCAAAAACGCCAACUGAACCUCACGAAGCC